AUGACUCCUCCCACCACCACGACGGGAUCGGACGGCGCCGAGGACGUGAACGACUUCCUGCUUCGGAUCCGCGAGCUGGGCGAGAAACGAGACAAGGAAGACGAGGAGCGCACGAAGAAGCUGGAAGAGGAGAUCCUCCAGGGUCGCAAGGAGAGACAGGCCCGUCGAGCUGAAAGGGCUCGUUCGAUAUCGCCCACCAAAGACUCCCCGCUCGCGAACACUGCUCGGCUAAGCGUCUCCUCGUUUGGCCAGUCGAUCGACCCCCCCGAAUUUCUGGAGCCGACCUCAACAGAGAUAGUACGGGAAGAGACCUUGGUAGGGUCGGAGGUAGAGGCGCCUGAGGCGACAACGACGACGACGCGAGACAUGGAAGAGGGGUCUGGGUCUGGGUCUGGGUCUCCAAGGGCGGUUCCGGCCCUAUCACGGAGUAGAACAGGAACUCUGUCCUGGCAGCAGCGCCCGUUGUCGCGCGACAAGACGGGGGGGAAUCGGCCGUGGUCGUCGAAUUUUACUGCCCGCGAAACUAGUGACAAGACGACGACGGCGGCGGCGGGGGAUGGCCCCGAGCCAUCCCGGAACCAGAUUGCGUCGGCUCUGGCGGGCAAGGAUCCCUCUUGGUUUCGCCAGAAUUCCGAUCGAGCACUCGGUUCGCCGGCACUCAGGAAGAACGCUGAGGAGAACGCGAUGAAUGCCGUCUCUCCGAUUGUAGGGAAUCGCAGACUGCCGGGCAUGAGUCGGUCAUCGGCAUCAAUAGAGCCUGAGAAGCCGGUUGGUCAAGAUCCUGCGCAGGGUCGAUCUCGUUCACCGUCUAGAGCAAGUUCGACAAUCGGUGACAGUACUAUGAGCCCUCGGUUUUCCAGCAUGUCGUCGAUCUCUACUGCAGGUGGCCUUGGGUCUCCUCUGCCGCUGUCCAGCGCUCAGAGAUUCGACAUUCCGACCACGGAACCCGGAACCAUGGAGGAGCAGCAGCAGCAGCAGCAGUCUGCCGCACCUCCAUCUCCAAAGCGGGGGUCUCCCGAACGGGCUGCCUCGCCAACCAAGGGUCUUGGUGGCUUCGUGCAGAGCGCGAUGAUGAAACGCUCCGACAGCGUUUCUAAAAGAUGGAGUGCACAGGUGCCAUCCGGACUCACCCGUGCGAACUCGGUCGUCAGUAACCGCAACAGUAUCGCCGUCUCAUCGUUGGGAGAGGUCCCCUCGUCGACUUCAUCUAACUCGCGGCUGAUGCGUGAGAAAUCCCCGUUGCCGGUCUCACGUCCCGGAUCGAGUCAUAGCGAUGCCACCGCUGUGCAUCAGGCCAAGUCUACGGAACGGCCGACCACCCCGGUCCCCUCCGAGAGAGGAAAUGACGCACCGACGGAUGGUAGCCACGUAAAGUCUUUGCACAUGAGAUCUACGAGCGCUCUUGGCAAAGAGGAGGAGAAAUCCGAAGCCGCCACCACGCAGUCGCCAGGAAGCCCGCUGUAUUCGAGAACAAUGGACCCAAAGAGAUGGAGCCCUACAAAAUCCAGCUGGCUAGAGAGCGCUCUCAACCGACCGGAAUCCCCAAGGCAAAAGCCCCCGCCCCCGCAACAGCCACCUUGGGUGCGCGAUAGACAGUCGAGGGGCAGUGUCGACAUGGGCCGAUCGACCAAUUUUAAGGAAGUCACUCCAGUGGGACUGAUGCGAUCGCCUGCUCUGGGUAGCCACUACAAAAAGCCCAGUGUGUCUGUGAUUCCGGACCUUCUCGAUGGUGCCGAGAGUCCUAGAGCCAAAGAGCCGGAUUCUACUCCGAUUGCGCAAGUCAAAGAUGCAGACACAGCAGCUAUCGAGGAGAAAGAGGUGAAAGAGGAGAAGGAAGAAGAAGAAGAGGGGAAAGAAGGGGGGAAAGAAGAGGGGAAAGAAGACGAGGAAGACGAGGAAGAAGAGGAGGAAGAAGAGGAAGAGGAGGAAGAGGAGGAAGAGAAGGAAAAUGUUACUAUUCCCGAAAAGGAGACCGUCAAGGAUAAACCGCAGCAGGAAUCUGCAGUCAAUUCGCCGAUUCCUGCGCUGCAAAAGCGGCCACCUCCCCUUAUGUCUCCUAUAUCGAGCGUUCCUCUGUCGCCUUUGUCUCCUCGAGAUCCUAUCUCACCUAGACCGAAGCUGCAGUCCCCUGUCGUCGAUUUCAGGGCGAAUCUGCGCCGGCGGGACGUUGUGAAGGACGAUGCGCCGAAAGAAGAAGAACCGGAGUUCAAGAACGUCUUUGGAAAGCUAAAGAGGACCCAGACCUCCAGCUAUGUCGCGCCUGAUAUGCUCAAGGACAACAUUCUCAAGGGCAAAGCAGCACUCAAUGCAACUGCAGGGCCUAAGAAAUCUCAGAAGGUUGACGAGUUCAGAGUGAGCAUUCUGAAACAAAAAGAGACCAUGAAAGCGGGCGGCGUCUCCUUGAACCGAGGCUCGAUUGACGAGAAGCCCCCUUCCCCAAAGCCUAUUCCAGAAGCCAUCCUGAGACGAAACGACUUAUCGAAAUCCGUGAGUGGCAGCAAGAACAGUUUCUCGACCGAUUCUCCCCCUCCCCUCUCUCCCAUACGACCAACAGCCCAGACCUCGCAUCCAUCUCCGGACCGCCCGUUAGCUGCUGAACCCGAAUCCCUUCCAACUACGCUAGCCAAAUCGGCCACUAUGGAGAUUCCUCCUCCGUUGAGCCCUGAGGGCAACAAGGAAAACGUGGAAAUCCCGGCGAGGGAAGAUAUGAAGCCAUUGAGUCCGGUGGAAGGGCCCAUCAAACCGGUGCGUCUCUCGCCGUCGUCGGAUAGUGUUCCAAAAAUCGCGGACAGGGUACCGCCGCCUGAAGGACUUGCUACUAAAGGAGCUCUCGCAGGCCGAAUAAACCCUGCUUUAGCGGGCCUUUUGUCCCGUGGACCACCACCUACGCCUGGCGGAGGACCGAAGAGACCGUCCCCGAUCACGACUUCAGAAGAGACUGUAGCGACGACCACCCCCAGAUCGCCAGCCAGCGAGUCUACCUCCGCGGCCCCCCUUAACCAUAUGACUAAAUCCCGAGCGAGAGGCCCGAAACGACGUCUUCCCAAAGCCACGGGGAGUGAAGCAACUUCGUCCCCUGCCUCGCCUCGGAGGAGCGAGGCCCAGAUUCCUAGCCCUGUCAUGCCAACACAGAAGGUUGCCACGCCGGCUGCCGAGUCUACUACUCUUGUUACUAGUUCCAGUUCACAGAAGUCACCCCUUGCAGUUGAUCGAUUUGGUGGAGAUCGCGGUCCUGUUGUUGUUGUUGCAGCGAAGCCAUCAGAGUUAGAGGAGCGUUUGCCGGUCUUGAAUAAUGAUAAACCAGUCUACAGAUCAGAUGGUCCCGCAACAAAGUUGCGAUUAGAUUUCCAAAGGCCCUUUCCCCAGCAGAAGCAGCGACAGGACGAUGUUCCUCAGAGCUCUGAGAGAAAUAAUGGUGGCAUGUCUCCUUCUUCGAGUAGGCCCAGUGUGCCGCCCAAACCGGCGGUGUCCGCGCCAUCCCCUGCGUCGGAACGACGGCCAAUCUUGCAAGGGCAACAUGCUUCACCGUCUCCCCUUAAAACCAGUCCGAAGGAAAACCGAAUGGAGUCGCCGCCAAGUACACCGCAACACAGGGUCAAUGCGGGCCCCGGCAUUGGUGCACUGAGGGAUCUGCUGCAGAAGAAAACGCUGCCACCCCCUCCCUUGCCACCCAAAAAGGCGGAGGUCACGUUCACCAAGCCGGCGGAGACUGAUAGCCAAGGCAGACCCUCCUCCUUGCAGCAGCGUGCGAAUCGAUCAUCCGUGGUGCCCCAGACGGCAGAAGCUCUGGCGGUGAUCUCCGGCUUCUUCACGACGGUCCCCCGGUCCAGCGACCGGGUGGACAUUGACCCCCAGUCGCUGCUCACGAACAAGAAGAGCGAUUUGAAGAUUCGAACCUUGAAACGACAGAUCUGGGAGAUCACGGGCGAUGGCAAACGGCAGGAUCUCCCCCUGAACCAGGAAUACAUUCUCUAUGAAGGGAGCAUGUAUCUGUGCGUGCACGUCUACGAGACCGUCGGGGGCACGUGGUCCGAAGUGCAUCUAUGGUGUGGAGAUGACGUGAGCGAGCCCGCCCUGGAAGACGCCCAGCUGUUCGCGCGCAAGGUGGCCCGAGAGAACAGCUGCAAGCUGGACGUGCUGCGGCAGGGCAAGGAGACGGCCCGGUUCAUCCAGGCCCUGGGGGGUAUCAUCAUCACGCGCCGAGGCUCCAGCUCGCGCUCGAACUCGUCCGCGUUGUAUAUGCUCUGCGGGCGGCGCCAUCUGAAGCAGAUGGCGUUUGACGAGGUCGACUUCUCCCGACGCAGCCUCUGCUCCGGGUACCCCUCGGUGAUCUCCGCCCCCUUUGGGAAACUGUACCUGUGGAAAGGCCGUGGCAGCGCUGCCGAAGAGAUCGGGGCCGCACGUCUGAUCGGCAUGGACAUCGGCCUGACGGGCGAGAUCGAAGAAGUGGUCGAGGGCGAAGAACCGGCCGGGUUUUACGAGAUCUUCCCCGACGGCGGCGUGCGAAGGACAGCAGCAGUAGACGAAAGCCGCCGCCACAGCUCGGAGUACUGGCGCCUUAAACCCAGCCAUGAACACUACCACACACGCCUGUUCCGUGUCGACCACGAACUGGGCCAGAAACAAGGCUUCUGGAUGCGCCGGCCUGGCUCUUCUUCGCCCGUCAUCCGGCCCAACGACACCGUCCAGGAGAUCGAACCGUUCUGCCAGCAAGACAUCACAGCCAAGGGCAUCUACGUUCUGGAUACCUUCUUUGAGAUUUACGUUCUCGUUGGCGAACAAGCAUCGCACCGCCCCGCCGAGUUCGCCUCGGCCCUGGUCUUCGCCCACGAGUACGGCAUCUUGUCGGCCUCUCUCCAGGACCGCCCCUUCAUCCCCAAGAGCUUCGUGGCCAUCGGUGGCGUCCCCGAGAACUGUCUCAAUGCCUUUCGGAAAUGGGACCGACGCUCGUGGAACCAACCCCGUCGGGUCCUCCCCUUGAACGCUGCGAUCGAGGCAAUCCGAUCGUGA
Molecule: messenger RNA, 5010 nt
Organism: Penicilliopsis zonata CBS 506.65
Lineage: Eukaryota; Fungi; Ascomycota; Eurotiomycetes; Eurotiales; Aspergillaceae
Exons: 3
Coding region: 1-5010 (1669 amino acids)
Biological process (GO): barbed-end actin filament capping; actin filament severing
Molecular function (GO): phosphatidylinositol-4,5-bisphosphate binding; actin filament binding
Source: RefSeq, a predicted model, not a curated record